Molecule: messenger RNA, 1033 nt
Organism: Pistacia vera
Lineage: Eukaryota; Viridiplantae; Streptophyta; Magnoliopsida; Sapindales; Anacardiaceae
Product: U6 snRNA phosphodiesterase-like
Exons: 6
Coding region: 103-987 (294 amino acids)
Biological process (GO): U6 snRNA 3'-end processing
Cellular component (GO): nucleus
Molecular function (GO): 3'-5'-RNA exonuclease activity
Source: RefSeq, a predicted model, not a curated record
AUGGAAUUACACGUUUCUUAAUAAUUGGGCUCAACCGGUGAUGUCAGAGUUCAGGAGUUGGAACCCUGAAAACUAGCGUGGAGAAACAAGGAGUAAUGUAAAAUGGAAGCCCUGAUCGCCUCGUACGGUGGCACAUCGUCCGACUCUGACUCAGAACUCGAUUGCUCAACUACAAUUACAAGCAUCGGUGUUACAAAUUCAAAUAGUCAGCCGGAGACUAUCAAUUUGCCCUUGCCACCGCCGCCUCUCUCUCUGCUCAAUCCUUCCAAUUCAUCGGGUACGGUAGAUUAUCUUACUAUUAGUCAGCCUCAGCCGAGCAGAGUCCGGAGCUUUCCCCAUGUUGAAGGCAACUAUGCUUUACACGUCUAUAUCCCAGUUACUAUACCAUCUGCCCUAAAGAAGGAGCUGGCCCAGCUUUUGAAGAAGGUGUCAUCUAUUGUGCCAGGUCUUCAUGUUGUUGGCAUUGACAUUCCAUUAAAUAGUCUGUAUAAAGAUGAUUCUAAGUUUCAGCAAAUUACAUUGGGAAGGGAGUUUCACAUAAGUUUAGGAAGAACUGUCCCAAUACGCUUGCACCAGAUUGACUCUAUUGUAUCGAUGCUUCGCCAGAAGCUUCAUUGUCAGAGGCGGUAUUGGAUUGAUUUUAGCAAGUGGGAGGUUUUUAUAAAUGAUGAUUGUACACGAUCAUUUCUCUCCAUAGAAGUUCUUACAGGAGGAUUACUUGAGAUCACUAAGCAGAUUCAAGUGGUCAACGAGGUUUACAGGCUUCAUGAUCUUCCUGAAUUUUACAAGAAUCCACGCCCCCAUAUAUCCUUAGCUUGGGCAUCAGGAGACAUCAGCAAUUCUUUAAAGAGAGUGGUUGAAGAAGAAACAAAUAGAUUAAGUGUUGAGGGUUCAUUACAGAAACAUAUUUUUUCCAGUAAAUUCAGUGGUAUUGAGUGUAAGAUUGGUAAUAAAUUAUACAAAAUAUGUAAAUUUUCAUAUGAUUAACUAAACUGAUCAUUUGUAUUAUAUUUGUAGAACAGUAUUUUAUUCA